AACAGCCUCUCUGCCGAUUUAUUAACGCACAGAAUACAUUUAUAUAGUGGCGGAAUUUUGAUGAAUAACAACAAUACAAAAAGAAUGGGGAAUUUUGAUCGGUCGAGGAUUAUACUGACUACACUUGUUGUAGUGUUAUUGUCAUUUGUUGUGAGUGCGGAUGGAGUGUUGUGGAGUCCUUGUUCUUUACAUAGUGAAUUUUACAUGCCUGAAGGAGUUAAAUUCUUCCCAAGAGCUAAUUUAACAACAGGAAAAUUAGAAUAUACCUUGUCAAUGAUUGAUGCUAUCAAUGAAAUUAACUUGAAAAACAAUGAUACUUUUAGAACUCAAGCAGAAUGUGCCAUGAUUCCAGUUCCUUUGGAUCAUGACAAUGUCAAUAGUAAACCAUUGAAAUUAUUUGUAAAGAGAUUGAGAGCUGAUCCAACUAAACAAGCUCCACGUGCUUUGUGGCUUCUCUCUGGAGGUCCUGGUAUGGCUAGUAACAUUUGGGAGAUGCAAAUGGAUUUGCUUGUAAAAAUGUUUGGAGGUCAAUUCGAUAUUUACACAACAGAUCACAGAGGUACAGGAAGAAGUAACAGAGUUACUUGCUCAACAACCCAAGCUGAAACCCUAGGAAGUGACGAAGGUAUAACUAUUAGUAUGAAGGAAUGGACCAAGAAUGGAUGUGCUCAAUCUUUCAAUGAUGAAUGGAAUGGUCAUGCUCAAAACUUUUCUUCCAAAGCAGCUGCCAUUGAUGUUGUUAAAUUGAUUCAAUCUAUCAAUGUUCCUCAAAAUCAAAAGACCUUUGUUUUGGGAGCUUCAUAUGGUACUGUUUGGACUUCAAGAAUUAUUCGUUAUUUGCAAUUGAAUGGAAAUGCCAAUAUUAUUUCUGGUUAUAUUAUGGAUGGUAUUGUUAACGUUAUUGGAAAACCAGCCCCAAUGGGUCUCGACUAUACUACCAAAUCAGGUAGAUUGGUUUUGAAUUUGUGGGAUGAAAAUUUCAAUGGUGUUGGUAAUGCCUUGAUGGAAAUUUGUGGAGGUAACAAGUCAAGAAUUGCUACUAAUCAAUUUGUUGAUGUCAAUAGUGACAAUACUCUCGACAAGAAACUCUAUGAUGAAGAAACUGAAUGUGCCAAAAAGCUCGAAAAGAAGGCAAACGGUAAUCCAGUUGAGUACAUGAAGAAUGUUAUUGAAAGUGUCUAUGUCAAUCAUACUUGUAGACCUAUUGCUGAUGGUAUUCCAUUGUUGCAAUUGAAGACUCUCUUCCAAGUAUUUAUUGAAAGUUCUUACCUCAGAUUCUUCGUUCCUGCCUUUAUUUACAGAAUGGACAGAUGUGAUGAAGAUAUGGAUAUUCCAUUCUUGCUCCACAUUAGAGAUGUAUUAGUUAAGCAGACUAGUGUUCAACCAACCUCUGUGCCACUCCAAUCUCCAGUUUUGCAAUCACAUAUUGUCUACUCUGAAUUAUGGGACAGUACGACUACUAUGCAACAAUUGUUGGAUGAAUACAAUAGUUCAGCAAUUACUUUUGGAGGUAUUGGUAUUGGAAUGAAGUCAUUACUCGAUGCUACUCAAUGGCCAGUCUAUGACCUCGAUCCAGAAUAUUUCGAACAAACCUUUGAAACCACUGUCCCAAUUUUAAUGUUGAAUGGUAACUUGGAUCCAAAUACUCCACUCUGGUCUGCACUUUCUCAAAAGGCUGGUAUUAAGAGCAAUUCACACAAUUUGGUAAUUGUUCCAUUCUCAGCUCAUGGUACAAUUGUUGGACCAACAUUUAAUAAUUCUUACAUUCCAGCUGGUUUGCAAGUUGUUGUCAAUUUUGUCAGUAUGGAAAAUCCUAAUGCCCUCACUGUUGAUACCAGUUGUUUGGAUUUGAUUAAUUUCAAUACUUCUGGUGUUCCAUACUAUAAUGAAAGAGUAUUUGGAAUUUAUAAUAUUUAUGAAGAUACCUAUGUUGCUGAAUCAACUGAUCCUCAAGUUAGUGUCUAUCUUUUGGUGGGUAUCUUUAUUGCCGUUCUCUUCAUUGCUUGUGUCGUUAGCAACUUGCUCAUCUAUUACAUUAUCAAACUCAAAGAUGAACAUCAAUACAAGCAACAAUAUGGUACUAUUAUUGAGACCAAUCCAAUUAAUGAAAAUUCCACACAAGAAGUUUCUCCUUAUCAAUCAACUGAUUAAAUGGUUACAGUUUUGUAACAUUAUUA
This is a messenger RNA of Naegleria gruberi, 2177 nucleotides long. RefSeq lists its product as uncharacterized. The coding region runs from base 61 to 2151 and encodes 696 amino acids. The transcript is spliced from 3 exons. Lineage: Eukaryota; Heterolobosea; Eutetramitea; Acrasida; Naegleriidae. The record is from RefSeq and is a predicted model, not a curated record.